UGCGAGUUUUUAAUCCAAUUAAUAAACUGUGUUUGUGAAAUUAAUUGCUGGAAGGUGUGUGUGCCUAAGCUACAAGCUGCAAGUGGCGGCCCUGGACGUGCUGUAAAAUCCAAAACCGGAUCUCCGUGAACUCAUCUUUGUGACGUCGUCUAUUAUUGUAGUAUUGUUGUAUUAAUCAUAGUUAAUUAGUCGCGAAAAUGGUUACGACUACGGCGAUCGCCGAUCUGUGCAUCUUUGUGCUCACCUGGAAUGUUGGAACUCAUUCGCCCAGGAAUUUGUCGCUGACAUCGCUGCUGGCCUUGAAUGGAACCACCAACUGUCCGGGCAACCAGCUGCCCGACAUUUACGUCAUAGGCUUGCAGGAGGUCAGCACCAAGCAGGUGCUGAACAUCUUUAAAGACGACCCGUGGGUGUUGGAAAUAGCCUCCCAUCUGGAGGAUCACGAGUACUUCAAGGUGGACUCGAAGCAGCUCCAGGGAAUUCUGAUAACGAUGUUUACCAAACAUAAGCACAUUACCCACAUGAAGAACAUUGAAACGGAGGCGACCAGAACAGGCCUAGGAGGGCUGUGGGGUAACAAGGGUGCAGUAAGCAUCCGGCUCAGUCUGUACGGAACUGGAGCUGUCUUUGUGUGUUCCCAUUUGGCGGCCCACGACGACAAGCUGAAGGAACGUAUUGAGGACUACCACCAGAUAGUGGACAACCACAAGUACCAAGCCUCGGGCUAUCGUCGGAUCUUUGACCACGAUUUUGUCUUCUGGUUUGGUGACCUCAACUUCCGGCUGUCCGGCGACAGCAGUGCAUGGGACGUGAGGACCGCCGCAGAGGGUAUGCGCUAUGACGAGCUGCUCAAGCAGGACCAGUUGAACCUGCUGAGGGAGACGGGGAAUGCCUUUAGCUUGCUGGAGGAGCAGGCCCCCAACUUUGCCCCCACUUUUAAGUUCAUUGAGGGCACCAAUGACUACGACCUGAAGCGGCGCCCGGCCUGGUGUGAUAGGAUCCUGCAUCGCGUGCAGCGCAACAUUUAUCCGGCCGUUACUCUGAGCGCCACCCAGCUGUCUUAUCAGUCGAAUAUGGAGUAUACGCUCUCCGACCACAAGCCCGUAUCUGCGACAUUCAACUACAAAGUAGAGACUGCUAAUCAGACCGACGAGGAGUUGCAUGAAAUGACCCAUGCCGGCGCCUCAACCCCCGGUACACCAAAUGUUAGUUUGACCUUCGCCUUUAUCGUGCUUGUAGCUUUGCCUUAUUCUCAACUCUGAUUUCGCUUCUUUUGUAGUUGUUUAAUGCGCAGCUAGAGCAAUGGUGAUGCAAUCAUGACGUCAAUUAAUUGUUAUAUCCCUGUUAAUGCUUUUAAUGUCGAAUCUAAGCAAUAUCCAUUAUUGAAUGUGAUUUCCUUACAGAAAAAAUCUGUGAAACGAAUAUAUCAAGAGUACAAUGUGAAGGAAUCUCUUUAAGUCUAAGUAGCAAUCACUCAAUCAAGCAAUAUCUCAAGUGUCAAACUCCAAGUGCGAUUUAUAUAUAUAUA
Molecule: messenger RNA, 1528 nt
Organism: Drosophila persimilis
Lineage: Eukaryota; Metazoa; Arthropoda; Insecta; Diptera; Drosophilidae
Product: phosphatidylinositol 4,5-bisphosphate 5-phosphatase A
Exons: 2
Coding region: 198-1262 (354 amino acids)
Biological process (GO): phosphatidylinositol dephosphorylation
Cellular component (GO): cytoplasm; ruffle; plasma membrane
Molecular function (GO): phosphatidylinositol-4,5-bisphosphate 5-phosphatase activity
Source: RefSeq, a predicted model, not a curated record